Messenger RNA from Ruditapes philippinarum (Manila clam), 1434 nucleotides. Its product is annotated as nicotinamidase-like. Lineage: Eukaryota; Metazoa; Mollusca; Bivalvia; Venerida; Veneridae. Bases 348 to 983 code for a protein of 211 amino acids. The transcript is spliced from 6 exons. The record is from RefSeq and is a predicted model, not a curated record.
CCAGUGGCGAAGUACUGAAAUAUAAGGUCUAUUUGCUUUAAAGUACGAAAUAAAUCUACGAACACUUAGCAUUUAAAUGUCAACAGAGCAAUUUAACUAUAUUUCAUUAGAACAAAAGUUUGGAUAUUAAGUGGUUUUAUGAGAGUGGAUUCGCACGACAAAAAUGGUUAUUCACUACAAUAGCCAUUCUGUACAGUACAUAUAUUCCUGCGCAGUCAAAAACAGCAUUACUCGUCAUUGAUGUCCAAAAUUGUUUCCUACCGGGAGGGACACUUCCUGUAACAGAUGGCGAUGACGUAAUUCCUAUAAUUAACAACAUCCGCCGGAAGUAUGCGCAACAAAUUGAUAUGACAGUUUUCUCGCAGGAUUGGCACUGUGAUAAUCACGUGUCGUUUGCGUCAGAACAUGAUGGCCAUAACAACUAUGACGUUAUACCACUCAGUUAUACUUCUACCGGUAAAUUAUGUACGAGUAACGACAAUCAAUGCCCCAUAACUGUGAACCAGACCUUAUGGCCGGAUCAUUGUAUAAUAAAUAGUACAGACGCCAAGUUCAGCUCUCAGUUGAAAAUAGAAGAUGAAGAUAUUGUUGUGCGGAAAGGAUAUAACUGUCAGGUGGACUCCUACUCUGCAUUUUAUGACAAUGGUGGAUUUUCCAAGACCGAGCUUGAGAACAUAUUGGGCAGACAUGAUAUUUCUACGGUGAUUGUUACCGGACUUGCCCUAGACUUCUGUGUUUACUACACCUCUAAAGAUGCCAAGAAAAUAGGAUAUGAAGUUUAUACAGUGUUAGAUGCCAGUAGACCUGUUAAUUCAAAUAAUGUACCCAGUAUUCUGAAUGAUCUUAAAUCUCGCGGUGUACACGUGAUAAAUUCUAUUGAUCUGGACAAAGUGAUAGCAUCAUCAACAGCCUGUGUGUUCGAUCCAGUGAUUCAUCAAACUUUAUUAUUGUGUUCCUUGUUUGUUUUAUAUUUUAUAUAUUGAAUUGGAAAAUAUUUUAUACAGAAAACAAUGCAUUGUAGAAUAUAUAAUUAUAUACUUUAUAAGUUAAACAAGAAAAUAUUGAAAUCCUUUUCCACACUAUAUCUUAAAUUUAAAGUGUUGUUUAUGUAAGUUUUGAAUGCCAUGUAUUAAAAUAGAGAAAAAAACAGAAUUCCUUAGGAAAGCCCAACACGACAAAAUUAAAAAAUUUUGCAAGCUCGGUUUCAUUGAGCCUGUUCGUGGAGCAAGUUACCGUGCACCAGCUUAAGCAAAAUUCAACAUUUUUACACAAAAAAGGAGGAAUUUUGAAUUUAGAAACAUCCACAGAUGUGUUCAUACGGCGGUUAUCACGGGACAGUCAAUGUGAUACAGUAGUGCCAUUCCAUGAAAAACAUCUUUUUUUAAGUCUAGUAGAGAAUAGCUCGAGAAUGUGCUAAUGGACUUGUGUAUAUAC